Messenger RNA from Gopherus evgoodei (Goodes thornscrub tortoise), 4860 nucleotides. RefSeq names its product nudix hydrolase 13 (gene NUDT13). The transcript is spliced from 9 exons. Gene Ontology annotation, molecular function: metal ion binding; hydrolase activity. Lineage: Eukaryota; Metazoa; Chordata; Testudines; Testudinidae. The record is from RefSeq and is a predicted model, not a curated record. Bases 97 to 1113 code for a protein of 338 amino acids.
CAGCGUGUGACUUUUACAAAGCGCUUCCUGCUGUCUGAGGUAGCAUUGCUCCUGCACUGACUACAAGGCAGCUUCUCUCAGGUUCUGGUGAGAGCUAUGAUUUAUCAAGGUGUAUACAGAACUCCCUCUCUGUGGUGCAGGUUACACUCUACCUAUGUUAGAAAAAUGCGAUACUUGUUUAAGCUAAAGGAAGAUGAUGGCAUCUGUAGGCAAGCCCAAAACUCAGGAACAUUCUACCUCUUUCACAAUCUCUCUCCAUUCGUUAAGAAAGUCGGGAGCAAGUACUUGGCACCACAGAUAAGUGUAGCAGAAAUGAAAAGCAUGCUGGGGAAGUUCAAACAGAAUGAACAGAUGAUAGAGGACUCGGUGCUGAUUGGCUGUUCAGAUGAAUGCAUGGCAUACUUUGCCCUGGAUCUAGGGUCCUUGGAGAAAUCUGUCAUUGAAUCUGAAUUGAGGGGGUCAUUUACCGAAUUACGGAAGGCUUUCUUUCAACUAGAUGGGAAAGAUGCACCCUUGUUGUCCUCGGCUCAGGCUCUUCUUCGUUGGCAUGACACCCAUCAGUACUGUAGCAAAACUGGGCAGCCUACCCAGAAGAACCUAGCUGGCAGCAAGCGUGUUUGCCAUACCAAUGGAAUAAUUUAUUACCCACAGAUGUCCCCAGUGGUUAUCACUUUGGUGUCUGAUGGGAGCCGGUGCCUUCUUGCCCGACAGGCGUCAUUCCCAAAGGGGAUGUACAGUGCUCUGGCAGGCUUCUGUGAUGUGGGUGAGACUCUGGAGGAGACAGUCCGACGGGAGGUGGCAGAGGAGGUGGGAUUGGAGGUGGAGUCUCUGUGGUAUUCUGCUUCUCAGCACUGGCCCUUUCCCAAAAGCUCCCUAAUGAUAGCUUGUCAUGCCCUGGUGCAGCCACAACCGACCAAGAUCAGUGUGAACAAACUGGAGUUGGAAGCAGCCGGCUGGUUCAGCCUGGAGGAGAUAAUGGAAGCACUCGGACGGGAGCCUAACCCUUUGAAACAAGAGGAUGGCAGCUUUUCACUUUUUCUGCCACCCAAGUGGGCCAUAGCUCACCAACUGAUUCAGGAGUGGGUUAAACUGCAGGCUUCCUCGCCUGCUUAGGCACAGUCUAUCACACCUUUAUUUUAGCAGGUAAAAACAAGUGAGGACGAGUUCUCACAGCGAUGACCCAGCCAGAAUGGCUCAUAAACCAUCUUAUAUUCAGGUACAUCUAGGGCCACAGAUGCAUAUUUGGAUAAGUCCCAACAACUCUGGUACACAAAGAACCAUCAAUUAGAUACAAUAUCAUAAGUUCCAGUAAAUCUUAAAAAAACAAAACCAAAAGCCCAAACCACUAGAUGUUACCAAACCAGCUACAAGCCUGAACCAUAGACAUCAGAAUGGUCAUACCCUACUACAUGCAUUUCCUAGAUGCCUCUUAGAAUAAAGGAUUCCACUCAUUUCCCUCUAUUUUACCCACUUAGACACCUCUGAUGUCACAGAAUAGAGCCUCACUCUUUUUGACAGAGGACUAGGUGGGAUUCCAUUUAGGGUCUCUCAGUGUUGGUCCUAGUGCUUCUCUUGCAUUUUUUGAUAAAGUGUGAGAAUAGUGCAAGUGCAAAUUUCAUUAAGUUUCCUCUUUCCAUUGCUUCCCUGCCCCAUCAAGUCUCCCACUAUGCUCAUCUUCAUACAAAAAUACCCUUGAUUUCCUUUGCUGCUAAAGAGGUACUACAUUUGUUCACAUUGGACUUAGCAGCUAAAGGUAUCACAAGGCCCUCCCUCUGUGCUGAGCACAUUGCCUCUACAGCUUUCCAUCCUCAAGGACCAAGAUUUGGUGAUAAACAGCAGAGGAACAUCACCUGCAUAAAGCUUGAACUUGCUUGAUAUUCUGGAAGAACUGCCAUGACUCAAACAGUAACAGAAAUUGCUGAGAGCCCAAGGAACACAUUUCUGCCUCAGUUCAUCGGGUAUCACUCUUAACUUCAUGCAUUGCUUAGCUACAGAGCAUUUCUGUGGAGCAGAAAGAGCCCAGUCACAAGGUUCAAGGGCUUGGCUAGAUGCUUGCUCCCCUUGUACUGGUGGAAUAGCAGGUUAUCACCCUCUAAGAGGCCUGCUGAAGCAUAGCUUUGGGCAGGCAGAGACUAAUAAUGGAGUUACCUGGAUUUCUGAUUUACUAGUAAUUAAACUGGAAAAAUUCAGGGUGCUUACGUGGUUGAGUUCUUGGGAAAAUGCACAGAUGCCCACAUUUUGAGGCUAUUAGUUUGGACGCUUGGAGGGAGAAGUUCAUUUUUAACCCUCACCAUUGAUCCUGCUCCUGGCCAAACACUGCUAGCUACUUAUUUUCUCUAGUCACAUGUGUUGUAACAGUCUGGCAUCCAGCUUUCUUUAAAAUGUAACUUACUGUAGCUCUGCUGGUUUGUUCUUUAUCCUUUCCCUGCAUGUGUGAUACCUGGGUUCUCCCCUUCUGGCUCUUCCUUUCAUCAUCCUUUCUUUUCCUUGCUGGAAUAAAGGGGAAUUAGGAAUGAGGUAGAGAAUGAGUGUAGAUCAGUCUUGUCUUCUCAUUCCCAUUUUCUAUUGUUUUCUAGCCUGCCUCUGCAACCUGUUUUUCUCAUGUGCACAAAACUCUUCCAUACAUCAGCUUCUCGAUCCCUCCUCCUGUACCCCUCUCUCUCACACCCCCACAAAUCUACUCAACCAUGGCUACUGAUUAUGGAGAGGCAGAGCAAAGUGUGAGUAGCUCAGGGCAGCACAAGGCAAUUACAAGAAGAAAAGGAGUGGCUCAGAUGAGAUGAGAAACUCAUAAUUGCAGCGUAGUCCACAUGUCAAAACUUAAAAGGAAAAAAGUGUUUCAGUAUGUCAAAGAAAUGUGGAAAUAUUUUGCAACUUCUGCAUCCUGUGGGAUCUAUUUUUAGGACAAAACAAGGUGUGUACCUCUUCACUAUCUUUCUCCAAGUUUUAUAAAUAUACAAUAUAUAUUUACCAUGUAUGUUGUCAGUAAGCCAUAGAAUGGUCUGGUAGAGACAUACAGCUAGCUUCAGAGUACACUGCAUGUGAGGCCUCUUAAGUACUGAGAAUGCAUCGGUGUAUUGCUCUGUUAAGUUUUUACAAUUAAUACUUCUAAAUGAAUUUUAAUUAGAGCAUAAAUACAUAAAGUCCAUUUUUCAAAGUCACUAAAGAAUGUUUACAUUUACACAAAUGCCACAACAAUCUUUAGCUUCAAACAGCUUUACAUCUUGCUUCCUCUCAGCCUUUUCAACCUUUGUCUCUUCUACUCUGCUGCCAAGGACUAUUUAGUGGGACUUCCUUUGGGUGUUGGGUGACCACCAAACACAGCAAUCUAAAAAUCAGCACUGCUUCCUUCAUCCUUCUGACAAAGAUGAGGGGAGAAGCCCAGCUGGGGGAGGAGCUGCUGUCCUCCUCCAUCUCCAUAGUGUUUGAUGCUGAAGUUGCCCUGUGCUCUCUAGAGUCCAGGCUGUUCCUCUCUGGGCAGCUGGCCUUUCAGCUCCAGUUGAGGUUCUUGUAGUGCAGGCCUCCCACUCUCUUCUUCAGCCACAUAUUUGUCAUUGAACACAUGACUACCUGGAUUUGUUUUGCUCUCUGCCAGUCCAAAGCCAAAAAACAAAGCACCCCCGCCGUUCUUAAUUUUCAAAAAGGAAGACUCUGGCAAGCCCCACUCCAGCCACAGAGGAUUCACACUUGAUGUAAAAGAACUGAUGAUGCAGUGGGACUUGGGAGAAACUGCAUGCACAGACAGGUAGAUAAAGCGCUGAGAGGCACAUUUUCCCUUCCACUGCUGCAGAUCUCACAUUUGCUCCCAGUGAGUUACGAAACUAAAUUACCACCUAACAUCUGAAUUACUUAAUUAUUAUCCAAUAUUAGACAUCUUAAUAGGAAUUAGAAUACUGUGGGCUGGCUGUGAUGGUGCUAGAGUGUGCUGCCUAAAAUAGCAUGCUUGCAGCUAAUUAAUCCAUUCAUGCUAGGAUCUGUCCCAGGCUUCAGGGCACAAGUAGGAAAAAGUUAAAUUGUCAGAAGUUCUACAUAAAUACUUCAGCAACAGAAGCAGAUAUUCAACUGAACCAGGCAAUUUUAUCACAUCCAAAACUUUGAAAGCAAAAGUUAAGAAACUGUUCCUCCCCACUUGGUUACCACACUGGGAUACCAUCAGACUUCACUCACCCAUAAAAUCCUAUUAUAAUUAAAAGCAAAAAUGCUUUAGUACAUUAUUCCAAAAGUCAAAAAGGCAAGAUGGCAAUGUUUAUUAAAGCAUUUAACUAAUCUUACAUGCUGAAUUCUAAUGUGGGUAAUUGUACAACACCCUAAGAUAAGAGUUGAUAAAUAUAAAUGGUUGGAAUAAAUAAAAUUCUUAAUGACAGGGAUUUAACUAAGACAGAUAAAAUCAAAACAAUCAGCAGUAGGAGAGCCUAGAAGAAACUGCAGCAGUUUUGCUCUGUGUUUUACAUUGACCAUUAAUAAUUUAGGAUAUUUUUCACCUUGUCCCUGUACAGAUAGUCAAAUUCUGGCACUUACAGCAUCUUAUCAGAGAUCCAUAAAACUCUACAAAUGUGGGCAAACUAUUAAUUUUACAUAUGGGAAAACAGACACAGGCCAAGGUAUCUCAGUAAGGUUGUGGCAGAGCCUCAGCCAGUGACUUCACUGGAAGUAUGACAAUUUAAACCAUUUUAAAGAUUUUUCUAACUUUCAACUCACCUGGUCUGGGAAGUGGACAUGUUGCCUCUCUUAUAACAGAGAUCUAAUAAGCCUCCUGCUGGUGAUGAUUGGAAUACUGGUUUGACAUUCAACAUCAGCAGUAUAGAAACCAGUUACUAAUCUCUUCUUUAGCAUCAAGAAAAUGGCGAUUUUUUGUACUUU